UUCUCGAUUGAACCAUUGAGGAAGGAACACCAUGAAUGAACCGACGCCCUCCUCACGCUUUGAUCGGGCAUGCUUUUGUUGCUCACCUGGCCGUGAUGAAUUGGACUGCGGGUGUGGGGGAGGCAAAAAAGCCCUUUUGUAUACUUCCCAAAUGCAAGGUUCUCUCGUCGACAGUUGUGCAACGGGAGAUAAAACGAGCCGCACGUCAAAAUUACGAUAGAUCUGACAUAAUAUCUUUAAAAAGUACGUGAAACCAAACCAAACUCAGAUGGUUUUAUUCAUCCUAUAGACGUAUUAGUUAAACAAAAGUUUGAGAACGAAAGAUCUAAAUAUGGAUCUCCGGCGAUGGAAACUAUCUGCAGUAUGUCUCGUCCUUGUCUUGACUGUUACGAGAAUAUCGGCACAAACCGACUACGGUCAAACUACGCAGGCAACUGAAUUUGUACCGACAACUGCAGAUAGUUUUCGAACGGGAACCACUGAAAAAGUGGAAUUUGUAGCAACUACUGAGGAAGUUGAAUUUGUACAGACAACUGAGGAAAUUGAAUUUGUAGCAACUACUGCAGAUAGUUUUCCAACCGGAACUACUGAGAAAGUGGAAUUUGUACAGACAACUGAGGAAAUUGAAUUUGUACAAACUACUGCAGAUAUUUUUCCAACCGGAACUACUGAGGAAGUUGAAUUUGUACAGACAACUGAGGAAGUUGAGUUUGUAGCAACUACUGCAGAUAGUUUUCCAACCGGAACUACUGAGGAAGUUGAAUUUGUACAGACAACUGAGGAAGUUGAGCUUGUACAAACUACUGCAGAUAGUUUUCCAACCGGCACUACUGAGAAAGUGGAAUUUGUACAGACAACUGAGGAAAUUGAAUUUGUACAAACUACUGCAGAUAGCUUUCCAACCGGAACUACUGAGGAAGUUGAAUUUGUACAGACAACUGAGGAAGUUGAGUUUGUAGCAACUACUGCAGAUAGUUUUCCAACCGGAACUACUGAGGAAGUUGAAUUUGUACAGACAACUGAGGAACUAGUUGAGUUUGUUCAAACUACUGCAGAUAGUUUUCCAACCGGAACUACUGAGGAAGUUGAAUUUGUACAGACAACUGAGGAAGUUGAGUUUGUUCAAACUACUGCAGAUAGUUUUCCAACCGGAACUACUGAGGAAGUUGAAUUUGUACAGACAACUGAGGAAGUUGAGUUUGUACAAACUACUGCAGAUAUAUUUCCAACCGGAACUACUGAGAAAGUUAAACUUGUACAGACAACUGAGGAAAUUGAAUUUGUAGCAACUACUGCAGAUAGUUUUCCAACCGGAACUACUGAGGAAGUUGAGUUUGUACAAACUACUGCAGAUAGUUUUCCAACUGGAACUACUGAGGGACUUGAAUUUGUACAGACAACCGAGGCAAUUGAAUUUGUACAAACUACUGCAGAUAUUUUUCCAACCGGCACUACUGAGGAAGUUGAAUUUGUACAGACAACUGAGGAACUAGUUGAGUUUGUUCAAACUACUGCAGAUAGUUUUCCAACCGGAACUACUGAGGAAGUUGAAUUUGUACAGACAACUGAGGAAGUUGAGUUUGUAGCAACUACUGCAGAUAGUUUUCCAACCGGAACUACUGAGGAAGUUGAAUUUGUACAGACAACUGAGGAAAUUGAAUUUGUACAAACUACUGCAGAUAUUUUUCCAACCGGAACGACUGAGGAAGUUGAAUUUGUACAGACAACUGAGGAAGUUGGAUUUGUAGCAACUACUGCAGAUGUAUUUCCAACCGGAACUACUGAGGAAGUUGAAUUUGUACAGACAACUGAGGAAGUUGAAUUUGUAGCAACUACUGCAGAUAGUUUUCCAACCGGAACUACUGAGGAAGUUGAAUUUGUACAGACAACUGAGGAAGUUGAGUUUGUUCAAACUACUGCAGAUAGUUUUCCAACCGGAACUACUGAGGAAGUUGAAUUUGUACAGACAACUGAGGAAGUUGAGUUUGUACAAACUACUGCAGAUAUUUUUCCAACCGGAACUACUGAGAAAGUUGAACUUGUACAGACAACUGAGGAAAUUGAAUUUGUAGCAACUACUGCAGAUAGUUUUCCAACCGGAACUACUGAGGAAGUUGAGUUUGUACAAACUACUGCAGAUAGUUUUCCAACUGGAACUACUGAGGGACUUGAAUUUGUACAGACAACCGAGGCAAUUGAAUUUGUACAAACUACUGCAGAUAUUUUUCCAACCGGAACUACUGAGGAAGUUGAAUUUGUACAGACAACUGAGGAAGUUGAAUUUGUAGCAACUACUGCAGAUAGUUUUCCAACCGGAACAACCGAGGUUAUAAAAUUUCGUCCAACAACUGCAGGCAGCUUGCUUACAACUGAGGGCACUGAAUCAUGUAGCAGUUUUCAACUGCAAUGCUCUGAUGGAGAGUGCAAACCCCGAACGUUUUUUUGCGAUCGUAGCCCUGGUGACUGCGCUGAUGAUUACGAUGAAGAUGAGACCCUUUGUUGUGAUACGCUUGGAGUGGAAAGCCAUUGCUCUAAACCAGACCACUACCGUUGCUCUGAUGGCAAGUACAUCCCAAACAGCUAUCUUUGCGACGGAACUACUUACGACUGUUUGAACAACGAGGAUGAGAACGACGAACAUUGUGUGUUCUGUCCGAACCCUGGAGAGCCCACAAAUGGACAGAUCGUUCCCUGGUAUGCUGAGUACUUUGAGGGCGAGAGUGUGACGUAUUCCUGCCUGGAUGGCUACACCUUGAAGGGGAAUGCUUCAGCUGUUUGUGGAAACAUGACAUUUGAUAUGGAUGUUCCUUUGUGCUAUGAGAACUGCCCUACCCCCAGGACACCAGCCCAGGGUUCCUCCAACGCCUCCUCGCCCGUCGUGCAUGGGGACUUGAUUGGUUUCACCUGUGACCCAGGUUACACACCGAUUCCUGACGUUACCAUUGUCUGUAACAACGGCACCUUGGAGGGGAGAGUCCCAACCUGUCAAGAUAUAAACGAGUGUGCUACUGUUCCCUGUUUAAAUGGUGGUGGUUGUCUCAACCUGAUGAAUGCCUACCAGUGCAUGUGUACAUCAGCCUGGACUGGCGCCAAUUGUUCAAUGGAUGUGGAUGAGUGUUUGUUAUCUGCAGACAAUUGCCACCCCAAUGCUACUUGCACUAACGAAGUGGGAGGGUUCAAUUGCACUUGCAAUGAAGGUUUCAAAGGAGAUGGAGUCACCUGCAUAGAAGACUAUCUGUUCCCCCAUGGAGGUGAUAAAGGCGAUUCUCUUCUGAGUGGAAACUCUGCUCAAUCCACUGCCACGGAUAAAGUCUCAAACGUAUUUAAACCUGAAUAUGGCUUCCCACUAGGCUACAAGUAUUUCUUUUCGGGUCUCUACUUCACAGACAACGGGCAGAUUGUCUUCACAAACCAGAACAGUAUGCCACUGGCCUAUCCUCAUCCGUUCCCCGAUGGAUUUGGUAAAAAGGACGGCGUGGCUAUGGUUGCACCAUUUUGGAUCGAUGCCAAUCCGGACGCUCCCGAUGCUGAGGUUUUUUACCAGGUUUAUACCAACACAAGUGGGCCAGUGAUGCAGGACGCAUGCUCAAGAAUUAAGGAUGUGCAUUCAUCCUUUUCAAGCUUUGAACCGGAUUGGAUGCUGGUGGUCACAUGGUACCACAUGCCUUCAUUCAUAGAAACAACUAAUACCAACACAUUCCAAGUAGCCUUGGUCACAGACGGGGACUACGGUUUUGCAAUUGUGAACUACGAGCAAGAGGGCAUGCAGUGGAACUACAACGCCCUCUCCGACACCGACGUCAUCAUAGGCUACAGCAACGGCAGCGGCCUGUUUGUCAACUCCCAGAAAGAGAGCCCCUUCGCUUCGGUCGCCGACAAAUUCCGGCCCGACACGCUGGUCGGAAACACGGGCCUGACAGGCCGGUGGGUGUACCGAUUGGACUUGAACAGCGCGAGGGUCACCAACCCAAAACGAUAUUGCAGAUGGUGGUAUAACCGUCAAGUGGAUCCUAGUCGUUGGAAAGGAUACCUAGGAACAUGCCCUUGUGCCUUCUCCCAGGGGGACAGAGAUAGUACGUAUAAACGCCGAAGAAGGUCCAGCGGACGCAAUUCCGCAUCCAGUUCCCAAAUGCCGAUUACUGAUGACGUACAAAAUCAAAUUGAUCAGGAAGAAGGUGGAUUCUGUCUUCAGACUCAAUUUCCUCAAAGAAACUAUGCUGGGAUGAGAUGUUGCUACCGUGCGGAUCGCUCUCUGGUGACCGGCUACGAUGGAGUAUGGGAGCUUAGUGUCACAGAGAGGGUUCAGUUUAGUUUGGGUGGAAGGAUAAGUUGGUUUCGCUACUAUUAUUGGGUUUAUUUCGAUUAUGCCCCACGUUAUUACUGUUGUGAAAAAGCAAACGAUGAGGCUUUUUGUGACAUGUACUUUGAGAAGCGACCAAAGGGCCGGUGCAGUGGGUACCUACCCCCAAACACAGGUUGGAUGAUUGGCGAUCCUCACAUCACAACUUUGGAUGGAGUUGGUUAUACCUUCAACGGCCUCGGGGAGUACACCCAAUUCCUGCUGCCCGACAGCGAGGGCGAGACUUUGUUUGAGAUCCAGGGCAGGACGAUGCGCGCCCGGGAUGCCAAGACCGGCGAAUUUUCCCAGGCCACGCUGUUUGUAGGCUUCGUAGGCCAGGCCAAUGAUUCUGCCAAGGUGCAAAUGAGUGCUAAUGAGAAUUCCUCAGACGUUGACAUUUUCAUCAAUGAUGAACUCUUCAACAAGACCCUAAUUGAAGAAGAUGCGUAUCACAUUACCAACAUGUCCUGUUCCAUAUCCCAGAGACUGGACGCCAACAAUAACACGAGAUACUUGGCCACUUGGAUGAUCGGAACGUCCAUGGAAGUUGGCAUUAGUAUGGGGAUAAUGGAUAUCGUUGUCUCCGCUCCGAUCUCGUACAUGAACAGAUCUAGUCGCGGUUUGCUUGGCGUUUGGAAUGGAGACCCAACGGACGAUUUUAUGAAACGCAAUGAGACACUGCUGACUCCCUCCGGCAGUGAUGGUAACUACACUGAUGCCGACUACUUUGAAUUCGGAGAAACAUGGAGAACCACGCCCGAAACCUCCCUCUUCCUGUACCCGCCGGACACCGGCUGGGCGGACUACAACAACCUGACCUUCGUGCCGCUGUUUCUGGACGAACUGAUCGCGGAGGCGGAGCGAGACGAUCCGACAUUCCUGGCAGAGGUUCGGUCCACUUGCGGAGACAACAGCAUGUGCCUGUUUGAUUCUCUGGCCACCAAGGACACGGCCGUCGGAAUGGCCACAAUGGCCAUGGACGAAGCGAACGUGGCGAAUGCAAACGAAUUAGCCAACUUUCCUCCAACCAUUGACAAUGGAACCAAUGUGAUAAUUGCCCAUGUGGGAGAGCCGGUUCAAUUCCAAGUCAAUGCUAGUGAUCCGAACGGGGACGCUGUCAGCUUCUCUCUCUUGCAGGACGUUGAAGGUGCUUCUGUCAAUCAAGAUGGUCUCUUCGUCUGGAAUCCCACCAACACUAGCAAAGUCCGGAUCGCGAUUCAGGCCAGUGACGGAUCUGCCAACGCUGUGCUUGAGCCCACCGUGAAAGUCUGUAAUUGUCAGAAUAAUGGGACCUGCAUGUACGAUACGUACGUCCAGGACACAAAUAUCAUGAAGGACAAGUUUGCGGUCGUUGUGUGCAACUGCACCGCCGGCUGGACCGGUGACUUCUGUGAAGUUGACUUUAAUGCAUGCCAAGACAAUCCGUGCUUUGAAAACGUCACCUGCAUCGACUUGCCACCGCCGGAGGUGACGAACACAUGCGGACCGUGCCCCGACAACCUGCAAGGCAAUGGGUUUACGUGUUAUGAUCUGGAUGAGUGCAACCUCCCAGGGGGCUCCCCGUGCUCCCAGCUCUGCGCCAACUUCCUGGGCGGCUACAACUGCACCUGCAACAGUGGCUACGACCUGCAUCAAGACAUGCACAACUGCACCGAUGUUGACGAGUGCAUGCAGGCCAAUGUGACCGACUGUCACGCGGCUGCCCUCUGCAACAACACCGCGGGAUCCUAUGAGUGCUACUGUCCUGAAGGUUACAACGACGUGAAUGAUGAUGGAACCAUCUGUGAAGAUAUAAACGAGUGUCUGGCCAUGCCUCCCGUGUGCACAGCUGAGAUGGAAUGUCAGAACACCGUUGGCAGUUAUGUAUGUAACUGUGAACCUGGAUAUGAGGGCGUAAACGGCUCAUGCGUUGACGUUGACGAGUGCGCUAGGAACACGUCUGACUGCGGGCAGUAUGCCACGUGCAGAAAUGUCCCGGGCCAGUUUGUCUGCAGAUGCGACGCGGGUUUUCAAGGCGACGGCUACAACUGUACCAACAUGAACGAGUGCGAGGGCGGCAUGUCUCGCUGCUCCACCAGGGCUACGUGCCAGGACACGGUGGGCAGCUACCUGUGUCUGUGUGUUCCGGGAUAUGUGGGUGACGGAUCUACGUGUGAAGAUAUAAACGAAUGCAAUACUACCAUGAACAACUGUUCGGAGGUGGGUUCCAUGUGUAUGAAUUCUGCCGGGUCUUAUACCUGCCGCUGCAUCGCUGGAUAUAGAGGGGAUGGUUUCACGUGCACAGAAAUCCUUAUCACAACCACUGAGGCAACCCCUGUGGCAGAAACUGCUACUGAAGAGGUCGGGAUGGCCACUCAGGACACAGCUGAUGAAUCUGUUACCAUGGCAGCUGGCAUUACUCGCGCGGAUGAAACUGCUACUGAAGAGGUCGGGAUGGCCACUCAGGACACAGCAGAUGAGUCCGUUACCAUGGCAGCCGGAAUUACUCGCGCGGAUGAAACUGCUACUGAAGAGGUCGGGAUGGCCACUCAGGGCACAGCAGAUGAGUCUGUUACCAUGGCAGCUGGCAUUACUCGCGCGGAUGAAACUGCUACUGAAGAGGUCGGGAUGGCCACUCAGGACACAGCGGAUGAGUCCGUUACCAUGGCAGCUGGCAUUACUCGCGCGGAUGAAACUGCUACCGAAGAGGUCGGCAUGGCCACUCAGGACACAGCUGAUGAGUCCGUUACCAUGGCAGCUGGCAUUACUCGCGCGGAUGAAACUGCUACCGAAGAGGUCGGCAUGGCCACUCAGGACACAGCUGAGAUGACCACUGGAGAAGUAGAUAUGUGCUCAUUACACUGUGCUGGCAACAGCACGUGUGAGAACACCGCGGGUAGUGUUGUCUGCACAUGCAACGCUGGCUACCAAGGCGACGGCAUCACCAACUGUACCGAUAUAGACGAGUGCGCCCAAGACCCCAGCGUCUGCGAUCGGAACGCCGCCUGCACCAACCUGCCCGGGAACUUCACCUGCGAUUGCAAUGCGGGUUUCCAAGGCGACGGAAUCACGGGUUGCGCGGACGUCGACGAGUGUGCUCAAGAUCCUCCAGUGUGUCACACGAAUGCAACGUGCACCAAUACUUAUGGCAGCUUUGCGUGCGAGUGCAGUGAAGGCUUUUUCGGCAAUGGAAUAACUUGCUCAGAUGUGAAUGAGUGCUCUCUGACUACGCCUCCCUGCGCUGCCAACAGCGAUUGCGAGAACAUCGUCGGCAGUUUCUCUUGCUCUUGCAGCCUCGGUUACCAAGGCGACGGUCACACCAGCUGCACGGACGUGGACGAGUGUUCCCUCGAUCUGAGCAACUGUCAUCAGAAUGCGACGUGCAUCAAUACGGAUGGCAGCUUUGACUGCCUGUGCAGUGAAGGCUUUUCAGGGGACGGCUUAAUGUGCGCAGAUAUUGACGAAUGCGUGAAUGACCCCAACAUCUGCACCGGCUAUGGUGAGACAUGCUUCAACGUUCACGGCAGCUACUCCUGUGUCUGCGAUGCCUUGGAAGGAUUUUUUGAAGUCAAUGGGACAUGUCAGUUGUUCACCAGUUUCCAAGGGAGCUUUGUAAUCAAUGCCAUCAAUGGGAAUGCAACCGCAGCUCGCUAUGUGCCGGCCCUGGCUGAUCCAAACUCACCCGAGUUCAUCGCUCUGGCAAAACUCGUUUGUGAUAUUGUCAGCGCUUCCUCCGAGUCCAACAGCGCCCUCAGUGACAACUACGAGACCUGCCAAGUGGUGGCGUUCACCGAGAGCGACCAGACGCGACGCAAGAGAGCCGUGUCUGGGUUUGUGCUGGCGCUGUUCGCAGCUAUGUUUCAACUUAACUCGCCGGUCGACGGCAGUGCAUUCCAGGCUGCGAUGAGAGAUACAAUGCGCAGAAAUACCAGUAGCCUGUCUGCGGAUGUCUCAUCGUUGGACUUGCAAGCAACCACUAUGAUGUGUGUUGACGGUCAUUGUCUGAACGGCGCGACGUGCUCUGUGGGUAUCACCAACCAAAUUGAGUGCAUGUGUGCGGAUGGCUUCAUUGGCUCCCGAUGUGAAGCUAUGGGAACAGUUGAAGUGACGGAUGCAACUACACCAGUUGAUGGUUUGGUGGUGACAUCCAUAGUUGCAGACGACGCAACCGACCGUCCGCCAGAUUCGGAUGUGAUGGGCCUCCUCGUCAUCAUCAUUGUGCUUGCUGGUUUGGCUACCCUACUUCUGCUAGCCUUCAUGCUCAUCAUAUGUGUUUACCUGUGUCAAAAAGGACGUGCCUCAAAACGUACCUUUGAAACCAGGGGUGGUCGGAGAUACUUUGCGCGGGGAAGCAUCGUCCGCUCCAGCGAUGACUGGCACCACAGCGCCACAAAUAGGGGGAUGACUGACAUGGAUCGGCAGAUGCAAUAUCUUGUUGAAAACAUCAGUCAAUCGCCAUAUUACCUUGAGCCAAGGAGGUCAGUUGUUGACAGUUCAUCGGCAGCCCCAGUGAGACUGCCCGUGAGUGAGUUUGUUCAACCGUAUCUUGCCUCUGGCAUGGAAGCAAGUAGGCCGAGGCUGGGCGAGUCUAGGGUGGAGAGAGCGCCAAGUAGAUCCAACCGUAGGGCUGCAAGCACUUCCACCAACCACCCACAAUCCAUCAGGCAUUACUGGGAUAAUCAAUGAGGAUACCGCAACUAAGCAAGAAUGUACCCUUUCAGAUUUGGUUAUAAGCCACGCCCAUCUUUGGUUGGAGUCUAUUCUGUAUGGUGCUAGUGACCGAGUUUGCCUUGGCUAACGUAGUCACCUGACCAAAAGUCAUUAUCUGAUUGGUUGAUUGACAGGUUGAAGGAUCCAUUCCUGAAGACUGUUGGAGCACCAUUAUUUUUUUACAGAUAUGCAAAUUAUUGUUAGAGUUGGGGGUUGUUUAUUUUUCUAAAACUACAAAAGGGGUUAUGAAAGUUCCAAUAUCCAUCCAAACAUAGUUUUAAAUUUACUCGUAGAAUCAAGACAAUCGGUGUUUACAUUCAACACUGAAAUUUUAGUCUUUGCCUUCAGAAGGUACUUUUUAAGGAAUGUUUCAAUGCUUAUUUUUUAUAGAGACAAAUGUGGACAUCUCUUAAGUUAU
Molecule: messenger RNA, 9446 nt
Organism: Patiria miniata (bat star)
Lineage: Eukaryota; Metazoa; Echinodermata; Asteroidea; Valvatida; Asterinidae
Exons: 38
Coding region: 332-9004 (2890 amino acids)
Biological process (GO): cell-matrix adhesion
Molecular function (GO): calcium ion binding; protein binding
Source: RefSeq, a predicted model, not a curated record